Messenger RNA from Populus trichocarpa (black cottonwood), 1194 nucleotides. Its product is annotated as NDR1/HIN1-like protein 6. The transcript has a single exon. The record is from RefSeq and is a predicted model, not a curated record. Lineage: Eukaryota; Viridiplantae; Streptophyta; Magnoliopsida; Malpighiales; Salicaceae. Gene Ontology annotation, cellular component: plasma membrane. The coding region runs from base 118 to 939 and encodes 273 amino acids.
CAAAUACAUACGAACUAGUCCAACUCUCAAUUCUUUUCAAUAUAUAUGUAUUAAUUCCACACCUGAGAUAUUGCACAUCCAAAUUAAAUAAAUCUUGAACUAUCCAUCUAUCAACGGAUGGAUAUGGCAAAUCAUCAGAAGAUUCAUCCGCUCAAUAUGAGUAGUAGUGCCCAUGAUGAUCAACAACUAGAUGCUGAGGCACCACAGGCUCCCACGGUUCCAUUGGUGCCCCGAGGCUCCUCCAAAUCUGAUAAAGGCGAUGCAGCUGCACAUCUCCUUCCUCGUGACAACCAGCACUACCCUCCUUUUCAGCGUACAAUCCCGGUCAUCCACACUAAACCACCCAAGGAGAGAAGCAGCUGUUGUUGCAGAUUCUUGUGUUGGACACUCUCUCUUCUCUUCCUCCUCAUUCUUCUCAUUGGAGUUGUUGCUGGAAUUCUUUACCUUGUCUUCCAACCUAAACUCCCAAAGUACUCCAUCGAUCGGUUGCAAAUUACCCAAUUCAAUCUCACAAACAAUUCCAGCUUAACUGCAACCUUCGAUGUCACCAUCACGGCUAGGAAUCCCAACAAGAAAGUGGGCGUCUACUAUGAGGGAGGGAGCCAUAUAAGCGUGUGGUACACAGGCACAAAUCUAUGUCAAGGUUCGCUGCCAAGAUUCUACCAGGGUCACAGGAACACCACCGUGCUUAAUGUGGUGUUAUCAGGACAAACAAAUGAUGCCAAUACAUUGAUCACUUCACUGCAACAGCAACAGCAGCAGACUGGAAUCAUUCCUUUGAACCUCAGGGUUAUUCAGCCUGUGAGAAUCAAGUUUGGCAAGUUGAAGAUCAUGAAGGUGAAGUUCAGGGUCAGAUGCAGACUAGAUGUCGACAACUUAGCUGCUAAUAACGCCAUUAAUAUUAGAAAUAGUAGCUGUAAGUUUAGGUUUAGGCUAUAAAUUAACUUUAUGAAUUAUUUCAUAUCUAUAUUUCAUUUUGAUCGAGCUACAUGUAUUAUGCCCAUGGACCAUUGAUCAAAAGGUUUUUUUUUUCUUUUAAUUUUCACAGUUUUUCUUAGCUAUUUUACCCGCUCCUAAUUAAAGAUGGAGGAUUAUAAUUAUGUGAUUUUUUUCCUCCAUGUCUUUAAAUUGCCAUGUAUUACUAUUAGUGUUGCAUUUAUUCUGCAUAUAUUAAAUUUUUACAUUACUUUUCCA